GGAGAGAGAGAGGCGCUACUGUUGCGCCGGGCCUUCGGCCCCACCGGUGUCACCCCUGUCUCAGAGCUGUCGUCGCCUUCUUCGCCCUCUUCUCUCUUUCCCUCCCUCCCUCCGUCUCUCAGUUCACUCUCUCUGGUUCUCUUCCGGUCUGUGAUUCACACAGCCAGCGAUCGGUAACCAGUACGGGGCGAGGUUCGGAUCGAGCAGCAAUAGCGGCGAAAUGCGGGGGUUAUUGCGGACAUCAAUGGCUGCCGAUAUGGUAAAUUUGGCAACAAGUGAGAAAUUAAAAGAGAUGGAUUGGGCCAAGAAUAUUGAGAUUUGUGAACUUAUUACACACGAUCCAGAGCAAUUGAAAUAUGUCAUCAAGUCAAUAAAAAAACGGUUAAAGAAUAAAAAUGUUAAUACACAAUAUUUCUCUGUUAUGUUGCUGGAAAUGGUAAUGAAUAACUGCAGAGAGCAAGUUCAUAAACAAGUGAUUGAUAAUGAACUUCUGCCAAUUCUAGUAAAGAUUGUGAAGAAAAAGAAGGACCUGCCUGUUCGAGAAAGAAUAUUUCUUCUUCUUGAUGCAACUCAAACAGCCCUUGGUGGAGCCUCUGGAAAAUACCCACAGUACUAUGCUGCAUACUAUGAUCUGGUGUCUUCUGGAGUACAAUUUUCCCACCAACCUCAUGUUACUAUAUCUCAAGAACCUUUUCCAGAAAAGGAAGCAGAAAAUAUUCAUUCUCAAGAACCACAAUUUCAGAAGCACAGAAAUAUCGACAACCAGCUAGCCACUCAGUCCAUACCUGACUCUAGCACAAUACAUAAAGCUUCUAGCGUCUUGGAAGUCCUACGUGAUGUGUUGAAUGCUCUAGAUCCCAAGCUUCCACAGGGCGUGUCUGAUGAAUUUGUAUUGGAUCUGGUGGAACAAUGCUCAUUUCAGAAACAGCGAAUCAUGCAGCUAGUGAUGACCUCACGGGAUGAAAAUUUGGUUACUCAGGCCAUUGAAUUGAAUGAGCAGUUACAUCAGGUAUUAAGUCACCAUGAUAGACUUCUCUCAGUUAAUGCUACAGCAACUCCAACAUGGGAUGUCAAUGGGGAAGGGGAGGAGGAAGAGGAUGCAGAAAGCCUGUGGCGAAGAAUAACAAAAGGAAAAGCUUGCGCGGAGGAUAAUUCAGACGACUCAGUACACGUUUUCAGAUCUAUUCCCAAGGAAAAGAUGAGCCGACCAAUCAUCAGACCACUAUGCAUUGAAUCAUCUGAUCCUGAUGUUAAACCGUGCCCACCAAGCAGCCAUUCAAUUGGUUUAGGAACCGAACAUCAUUCAACUACCAAUUUACCACCACCUCCAUCUCAACACAAAGAGAGGGAGAGCUUCUUCAACGACCAAACCAUGGACAGCUCAGGUCUGGCAGCUCAUGUCAGGGAUCUAUCCUUGCGCAACCAUGAUGGUAAUAGUUCUGGAAGUUGCAGCACUGAUUCUAGUGAAAGGGAUGUAUAUGUUUUUCGUGACUGACAACAAUUAGAAGACUAACUAUAAGCGCCCGCCCCCGCCCCUGAUUCAAUGCUUAUGGCAAAUUUGCAAAUUGUUUCCCCCCUCGUCCAUGCUGACCAUUACAUUCAUUGUAGUUUAUCUUCUCUUGUUUGGGGAGGUGAGUGUUGUAUAUAAUAUGGCAGGAAGAACAAUGGUUAUUUUAUCAGGUUACCAUGUAAUUCUGUGCAUUGUUUUUGUGUGUUAACUGAACCCGGGCCUUGAUGUCCAAAUAGAAUGUUGGGAACAUGUUUCUUUGUGAAUGACUAAUUUUGAUGUGACAGUUGAUGCCUAUUAA
Molecule: messenger RNA, 1808 nt
Organism: Zingiber officinale
Lineage: Eukaryota; Viridiplantae; Streptophyta; Magnoliopsida; Zingiberales; Zingiberaceae
Product: TOM1-like protein 5
Exons: 10
Coding region: 221-1495 (424 amino acids)
Biological process (GO): protein transport to vacuole involved in ubiquitin-dependent protein catabolic process via the multivesicular body sorting pathway
Molecular function (GO): phosphatidylinositol binding; ubiquitin binding
Source: RefSeq, a predicted model, not a curated record